Messenger RNA from Peronospora belbahrii, 3045 nucleotides. The record is from the annotation of a GenBank genome assembly. NCBI's taxonomy places the organism in Eukaryota, Oomycota, Peronosporomycetes, Peronosporales, Peronosporaceae.
AUGUCCAGUAGCCCUGUAACGCGUAUCCAGAACAGUCGUUUGCUGCAGGCCUUCCGAGCAAUUGGUAUUGUAGUUGAUGAUGUGCCAAUGGUGUGGUAUGGAAUGGGCAAGGCCAGUUUUGUCACAGCGUCGCUGGGGAAGUCAUUUGUCGUGUACAAAUGUGACAAACUGACGCCCGUGUUAGUAUCACCUCAAUUGCCCAAACGCAUCUCGGCGCUGGCCGUGCAACCCAAGAAACACUUGACUUUUACAGCCUGUGGCCGUCAAAUUAUAGUUUGGAAUCGAGUGGAUAGGGUCCAGACAUUGGUUGGACACAAAGGAGCUAUUAAACAGCUCAUGACAGUGGGUAACAUUCUCUUCUCGCUGGAUGAUGAACGCUGCAUUAAGAUAUGGGACUUAAAAACAAUGGAGAUUAUCGAUACACUGACUUUCCAGGUUGGGUUUACACCUACAACGAUGUUACAUCCGGACACGUAUCUAAAUAAGAUCCUUGUGGGAUCGGAACAAGGAACCUUACAGCUCUGGAACAUUCGCAAGAUGCAGUGUAUUUACGAGUUUAAGGGAUGGGGCAGUGCUGUCACAGCGCUGGAACAGAGUCCAGCAGUAGACAUUGUUAGUGUCGGUUUAGCAGAUGGACGGCUGAUGGUUCAUCACUUGCAGCUAGACCGCCUCGUGCUAGACUUUCGACAGGAACAGCAGAGUGGAAUCACAGCCAUGUCUUUCAGAACGGAUGCAGGUGCAUCGACGACACCGUUAGCCGUCUCGGGAUCGCGCUCUGGUGAUAUUGCCGUGUGGAAUUUGCAGAGCAAGCGUCUUGAAUCAGUAAUCACUGCUGCACACGACGGUGCGGUGGUGUCGCUGCAGUUCUUAGCUAAUGAGCCGUUAUUGCUGUCGUCGGGUACGGAUAACUCGAUAAAGCUGUGGAUCUUUGACCACCUAAAUGGCGGUACUGCUCGCUUGUUAAAGUCUCGUGAGGGUCACCAUGCGCCACCGACGCGCAUCCGUUAUUACGGUAACAACACGCUUGCUACAAUGGCAGACGGUGCUGACGGCACAUGCUGUCAGAUUUUGUCCGCCGGGCAGGACCGCGCCUUCCGUGUCUUCCACACCGCUCGUGAGCAGCAAAGCAGAGAGAUGUCCCAGGGCCCAGUUCUCAAGAAAGCGCGCAGCUUAAAUGUGCGCGUCGAGGACUUCAAGCUACCGCCUAUCGUGCAGUUUGCUGCUAUGGAGACGCGUGCACGCGAUUGGGCAAACGUAGUUACGUGCCACGAGAACGAAAUUGCAGCCUAUGUAUGGCGUUUUGAUCACCGUGCUAUUGGCAAGAAGGUGCUUCGUCAGUUCGACCCGAGCAACCGCGCUCCUUCUGGUAGCACGGAGGAUUUGCGUCGCAAAAAGACACAAGCUACGAGCGUGGCUAUCAGUUCUUGUGGUAACUAUGCACUAGUUGGCAGUCUGGGCGGAGCUAUUUUUCAGUACAACAUGCAGUCUGGAGAAGCUCGUGGUUCGUUUCCGGUAGCAGCAACGCCAAAACCCGAGAUUAUUCGCUCGCUUGUGUUACCUGGGACGGACUUGUCAGCACUGCAGGAUGAUAGCUCGGACAAGACCGCUGCUGAUGCUCAUGACGGACCUGUCAGCGCUGUGGCUGUUGAUGCCCUUAAUAAGACUUUGGUCUCGGCAGGAAUCGAUGGCAAACUGAAAUUUUGGGGCCUCAAGAAACAUGAGUUGCGCUAUGAGAUCGACGUUGGCUCUCCUAUUAGCCAAAUGGAGCUGCACCGUGAUAGCAAUUUGCUAUGUGUGGCGUGUGAUGACCAGGUGCUUCGUCUCUUUGACGUGAUAACCCAUAAGCUUGUGCGUCGUUUCUCCGGACAUUCGCAUCGUGUGACGGACAUGAAUUUCAGCUCCGAUGCUCGCUGGCUGUUCUCAUCGUCGGCUGACGCAUCACUGCGCGUGUGGGAUAUCCCGACGGGCAAGUGUGUUGACUGGAUGCGGUUCGAGAAACCUGUAACCGGUUUGGCUGUGUCGCCUACAGGUGAGUUUCUCGCUACCACGCAUGUUGGCCACGUCGGCAUUUUUUUGUGGGCAAAUCGCAGCUUCUUCACAGAAGUGUAUUUAGAUUUAGAGCCUACCAGGCCCGUGCUUAUGGAUAUGCCUGUGGCGCUGAAUGAGGUGGACAAUAGCGACCUGCUUGGCUUUGGCACUGAGCGAAACCCUCAACUUUCGGUGGCAAUGGCUGACAAGCAGCAGCCUGAAAACACAAAGAAGAUGGACAGCGAAGAGAGCUCAGAUCCACUGGAUGCUUCACUCAUCACACUGUCAAUGGCCCCACGUGUGUUCUGGCAGUCUCUGUUUAAUGUCGAGCUCAUCAAAAAACGUAACAAGCCUAUCGAGCCUCCCAAGGCCCCGGAGCAGGCUCCUUUCUUCCUUCAAACAGCGCGCAAGGAUGAUGUGCACCCUACAUUUGUCCCCAUUGUACCAAAUAAUGCUGGUGAGACGGAUGAUAAAGAAGAUGUGACCUUGAAAGGUUGGGGUGAUGACGAUGAGGCAUGGGUCGAUAAUGACAAGAAAGGUGAUGCCGAAGCGACUACUUCGAGCACACGCAUUAUCAAGACUGAGGGUAUGGUUACUUCUCGCUGCAAAUUGGCGACGUUGCUGAUAAAGGCGGUGCAGAAAGAGAAAGAUGAGGACGACAUAGACUCACGGUUUAAUGAAGUGAUGGCAUACAUUCAGUCGCUUUCUGCUUCAGGAGUAGACGUUGAAAUGAGCAUGUUGUGCAUGGGUGAUUUUGAUGAAGAGGGUAAGAAGCUACUGGGUUUCUUUCUGGAAUUUCUUCGUGAGGAGAUGCACACGCGUCGUAACUUUCAAGUGCUUCAAGCAUACUUGAAUCGAUUUUUAAAGCUACACGACGAGUUGCUGGUUGUCGACUCGGUGCUCUUAGCACAAGUGGACAAGUUGGGAGCUAUACAGCAUCAACAGUGGCAGCACCUACAAAAGCUCUUGCACAACAAUUUGUGUCUGGUACAGUAUCUCAGCAAGAUCCAGAUGUAA